UCAGCGAUGUCUUUUCGCCUUUAUGGAUCGGCGCGAAUAUUACAAUUAGACGAGAAUGGUGAAUGUAUAUCUUUUAAUAAUGAUUCGAUUGUAGAUUUAGGAAUUUCAAGUGAUAAUCAUUGUAUUCAUAUAUUCGGAAGAGCUAUUCGAGAUUCAAAGCUAUUAAUUUCAACGACUCAGUUUUUUCGUCUGAAUUCACGAAUUAUUUUCCUUCAUUCACCAUCUUCAAAAAUCAGCAAUGAAUUAUCAAUAAUUCUUCUCGUCGAUACUAAUUUAAAUGAUUUUAUUACUGCUUUGCGUCUGUGUCAGUCGUUAAAGCCGCGUGAAAAGCCAUCACCAGCAAAAGAAUCAGAGGAAUCAAAAUCGGUAUUUGAUGCACGCACUGAAUCCGCUUCUGCAAUGCAAUAUUUUCAGUUUUAUGGAUACUUAGCACAACAGCAAAAUAUGAUGCAAGAUUAUGUGCGCACUUCGACUUAUCAACGGGCAAUUCAUGCUAACUCAAUUGAUUUUAAUGAUAAGAUCGUUUUGGAUGUCGGUGCAGGUAGUGGGAUUCUUUCUUUUUUUGCUGUACAAGCGGGUGCACGUCGAGUUUAUGCUGUUGAAGCUAGUUCCGUUGCUGUAAAUUGCGCCGAAUUAGUUAGAGCGAAUAAUUUAUCAGAUAAGAUCAUUGUAGUAGCUGGUCGAGUUGAAGAAAUAACUCUUCCUGAACAGAUCGAUAUUAUUAUCUCAGAACCCAUGGGUUAUAUGCUUGUAAAUGAAAGGAUGCUGGAAUCAUAUAUACAUGCGAGGAAAUUUUUGAAGCCUGGAGGACGAAUGUUCCCAACAGUUGGACAUCUUUAUAUUGGACUAUUCAGUGACGAAGCAUUAUUCAUUGAACAGUAUUCUAAAGGAAAUUUUUGGUGUCAAGAGAAUUUUCAUGGUGUCAAUUUAACCGGAAUCCGAACUCAAGCUUUACUGGAAAUUUUCAAACAACCGAUUGUGGAUACUUGGCAUGUGAAUACAUUAAUGUCAGGCACCAUCAAAUGGACAAUUAAUUUUGAAAAAGAUCCUGAAUCAAAACUACAUAAUAUCACAAUACCCUUCCAAUUAACUGCCAAUCGAACUGGUUUUAUACAUGGCAUUGCAACGUGGUUUGAUGUAGCUUUUGUUGGUUCCAGUGAGACGAUUUGGUUGUCGACAAGUCCAACUGAGCCUUUAACUCACUGGUAUCAAGUUCGGUGUCUGUUCGAUAGACCUCUUAUGGUAUUCAUCGGACAGACUGUGAAUGGCUGUUUAUCGAUGGUGGCUAAUGAAAGGCAGAGUUACGAUAUAGUAUUGACUGCUGAAGUUGGAACAAUGCUGGCACAUAAUACUUUAGAUUUGAAAAACCCAUUCUUUCGUUAUACUGCUGCGGCAGUAAUACCACCGGCUGGAUUUAAUAAUGAAGCACCAUCAGAUAAUCUUUUGCAGCAGAACGGUAUCAUCAUUUUCUCUUUAGAUAUUUUAGGUGGUAGGUUUAUCAUUAGUGGAGUAGGCAAUGCUGGUGCUAUUAAUCACAUGGAAUACUCCCUGGAUGGAGCAACAAGUAUGUCCAAUGGCUGUAGUGAAUCUAUGCCUAAUUCUGGUUCAACAUCUGUUCCACAGUUUUUAUCUGCUCAAAAUUCCUUGGUACCGAAUGAUGGAAGUACAAAUAUUAUUGAUAUAUUAUCAAAUUCGCAUUCUCAACUUACACAAGAACAACAGUUGGUUGAGACGGGUUAUUGA
Dracunculus medinensis (Guinea worm) is the source of this 1743-nucleotide messenger RNA. The record is from the annotation of a GenBank genome assembly. NCBI's taxonomy places the organism in Eukaryota, Metazoa, Nematoda, Chromadorea, Rhabditida, Dracunculidae.